Molecule: messenger RNA, 747 nt
Organism: Wickerhamiella sorbophila
Lineage: Eukaryota; Fungi; Ascomycota; Dipodascomycetes; Dipodascales; Trichomonascaceae
Product: DNA replication regulator SLD2
Exons: 1
Coding region: 1-747 (248 amino acids)
Biological process (GO): double-strand break repair via break-induced replication; DNA replication; mitotic DNA replication preinitiation complex assembly
Cellular component (GO): DNA replication preinitiation complex
Molecular function (GO): single-stranded DNA binding; DNA replication origin binding
Source: RefSeq, a predicted model, not a curated record
AUGCUGAGAACCAAGUUGAAAGACUGGGAACGCGACUUUUUGGAGAAAACAGGUAGAAAGCCGUCGUCGAAAGAUAUCAAAGAGAACAAAUAUAUUCAUGGAUUAUACAAACAGUAUCAUCGUGAAAAGGCAGCGGCCUUAAAGGCUGAACCAAACCUUUCAGAGCCGAAAACAGAUCCCAAUUCGGAAACAACCGAGAUCCCAGACGCAGAGAGAACCCCACAAAAGCCGACGAUCAGCGAGGUUUUCCCUACUCCCCAACACCAAGGACGUGUAAUGGGCUUGUUUGAUAUUCAGCUGCCUGCUACGCCCGUUAAAAAGCUGGAUGCCCCCAGCACACCCACCAAGGCCAUCCUGGUCGAAACUCCAAAAUCUAAACGAACUCCUGCAUACAUUGGGCAACGCGGGUCGGUUGUAUAUGAUGGUGAAUCUCCAUUGUUUCCAAGACGAGCGUCUAAAUCGAUCAGUCAGAUAAUCGAAGAGGUCGAAAACAUGUCUGACGUAGACUCCGACUUUGAAAUGCCCCCCUCGCCUACGCAAACAAGAAGUGUCGAAAUCGAGACCACGCAAGUAAGCGAGCCCAAUCAGGAGCCGAAAUGGCGGAAGCGUGGUCAGAAACGCACUACAAAGCGAGUCAUUAUGCGUCCUGUUACGGAGUUCGAUGCCCCCUCCAAGCGAAAAGCGACCGAGAAUUACCGGCGGCUUAAUAUACAGAAAAAGCGGCCGUUUGGUAAAAAAGCUAGGUGA